GUACGCUCCGGGAAGGUCAGCUCAGCAGCAGGCCGUUAGCUGAGGCGGCGCAGUCGUAGGUAAAGGGGCGGCACUUCAGAAUUGUAACAUUAAACCAUGGGUUGUGCGUGGAGGAGCUGCAGGAGGUCCUGAAUAAGUGACAUGAGCGUUGAAAGUGAAAGAGACGGAAAGAUAAGUGGAAGAUGUUUGAAAACUUUAGAGAGCGGUUACUGACCGUCCAACAGGACUUGACUACGGGGAUUAAGACACUAAGCGACAAAUCGAAAGAAGUGAAGAUCAAGAAAAAGCAAAGGGGAGCAGACUGUAUGCCUAAGUUUUCUGCAGGGGCAGAAUUAUUAGAAAGAUAUGAAAAUUCCUGGGUAUUUCUUCAUAAACGAGCCAAGGAGAAUGCAGAAGCUGCUGAGGCUGUUGAUCGACAAGUUGUGAUGCUUUCAGCUCACUGGGAAAAAAGGAGAGCUGCAUUUACUGACUUGCAGGAACAGCUACUUCAGAUCCCAUCCUUCUUGACUGAUUUGGAAUCCAUAACGGCUAAAAUAG
Molecule: messenger RNA, 537 nt
Organism: Polypterus senegalus (gray bichir)
Lineage: Eukaryota; Metazoa; Chordata; Cladistia; Polypteriformes; Polypteridae
Product: dysbindin-A-like
Exons: 5
Biological process (GO): platelet dense granule organization; negative regulation of protein kinase activity; regulation of synaptic vesicle exocytosis
Cellular component (GO): cytoplasm; plasma membrane; synaptic vesicle membrane
Source: RefSeq, a predicted model, not a curated record